This is a messenger RNA of Physella acuta, 1062 nucleotides long. RefSeq lists its product as uncharacterized. The record is from RefSeq and is a predicted model, not a curated record. NCBI's taxonomy places the organism in Eukaryota, Metazoa, Mollusca, Gastropoda, Physidae.
UUUGCUGUCGGCAACAGAUAGGCCUACAUUUCUUGUGUCUGUAACAAAUAUAUUUUUUUGUCUGCAACAGUUCACUGACUAUACAACCAUGCAAGAUUGGAUUAGGCUAAAUAAGGACGAGUUUCAAAUCAAAGUAAAACGGUGCCGUGAGGACACCUGUCAAACCUGUCGUCAGGUGCCUCACCUGUCUGAAGACCCGGAUGCUGCCACUGCAUGCCAACUGGAGAGUGUCGUCUUCAUCUUGUAUUGUGAAAAAUGCAACAAAAUGUACAUUGGGCAAACUAUUGAACAAUUUAGAAAAUAUUUCUCCAACAUAAAAUCAGAAUUAAGAGCUAAAGACGACAGAAAACGUAAACUUAUUUCACAUUUUAAUGGACCAGAUAAAAAGCAGAGAAAAGUAAGUGAUUUUUUCCUAACUCUUUCGGGGAAUCACCUGAAAAAAACCUACUGCACCUGGGAAGAUUUAAAAUGUUUAUUUUUAAAUCAAGAAGAUAACACAGACGUUAGAAACAAUGAAAAACACCGGCUGAUCACAAAAUUUAACACAGUUAAUCAAGGGUUGAAUACGGUAAAAAAUGUUGAUCGUUCAGAGAAGCAAGUCGCGUCAAGUCUUCAAGACAGCUCGACUCAAUGUAAACUGGGCGACGUUAUGCCAAGUUCGAUAACUCCGGCCUAUUCUGUUGCUGGUGAAACUGUCCAUGAGACAGAAAACAACGGCUUGGGAUCUACGUGUGAGAUGUCUCCCCCCUCGUCCCCUAGACCGUGCUGUUCACUCACUGGUGAAACUAAUGUGGACGAUUCAGGUGUUGUGAUCGAUGCUGGAUCGAUGAUUGAUUAAAAAUUUGAUUGGAAAAAAAUCAUAAAAGAUCCCCCCCCCCCACGACCAAAAUAAAAGAAGAUUUCAAAUAACUUGAAAUAUUUUCUAAUUGAACUUAUUGUUUUUAAAUUGAGUCGAGUUUCUAGUUUUUUUUGUUGCCCUUUUCACACAAGAACAACUCGAUUUGUCAAUAAAAUUUUCAAAUACGAAAACUUUCAUUAUUUUAUGUCUUGCCCACACAAAUA